Scutellospora calospora is the source of this 1247-nucleotide messenger RNA. NCBI's taxonomy places the organism in Eukaryota, Fungi, Glomeromycota, Glomeromycetes, Diversisporales, Gigasporaceae. The record is from the annotation of a GenBank genome assembly.
ACAUUGAAUUGAUAUUUGCAGAUAAAACAAAAAAAAGUUUUACUUUCCAAGAAAUCAGUAAUACAUCUUUGCUACAUAACCAAUUAUCAGCUAAAUUAGAUGAACUAUUUGAGGUGGCUACAAAUCCAAGUAGUGAUGAUGAAAAUUUUAAAAUUAGUUAUGAAGAACUUUAUUGUUUUGGCUGUGAUGACAAUAAUGAAGAAAGUAAUAAAGGCGAUGACAAAGCUAAUAUAAAAGGUGAUAAUGAAAGCAGUAAGGAGAGUAAUAAUGAAGCUAACAAAGAAGGUGACAAGAAAGAUGAUGAAAAUAGUAACAAAGGUAAUAAAGAAGGCAACAAGGAAGAUAACAAUGAUGAUAGUAAUAAAGAUGAUAAAGAAGACGACAAGGAAGAUGACAAUGAAGAUAGUAAUAAAGGUGAUAAAGACAAAGACAAUGAUGAAGAUGACGAAAGUGAUGAAGGUGAUGAAGGUGAUGAAGAUGAAAUUGUAUUGGAGCCAAUAAACCCUAUCAAAAUUAGGAAGGCAGUAAUAAGUACUAAACUUCCUAAUUUUGAAAGGGUUAGUAAAAGGCAAGCUAACCAAGACCUUUACUCAUAUCUUGGCUAUUUUUCUAAUUUUCAACCCACUAAAAAAAAAGAGAUAUUAACUGGAAAUAAAUUAAAGGUUUCAAAACAAUACCAUGAGCUAUUAGCAUUUGAAAGUGAAUUAACUGUAAUAGCACCCUUUUAUGAUAAAAAUUCAUUUAUUAAAAAGGAUGAUUAUUAUAAAAGUCUUCUUAAUUAUCUAAAGGAACUUUCUAUACUUUGUAAAACUUCAGUAGUUCAAUUUAAUCCUGCUCAGAUUAAUAGUAGAUUAGCUUUGGAAUAUGAAAAUCUUGUAUUAUCAAAUUCAGAUGAUAUUUUAAAUUUGCAAGACCAAAUAAUGCUUCUAAGUACAUGUUAUCAGUUUAUUUUUGAUUGUAAUAUUACAACUUAUAAUAUUGAAGUUUCUCACAGAAUAUUACUUCAAUUUUUGUAUAAAUUUGAAAUAGCAUAUAAUUACUUAAUAGAAUGGAUAAAUAAAUAUACAACUCGUGAAAAAGGAACCAAUAUUUCUACUCGAACAAGGCAUAGAAAGCAAGAAAAAAAUCUUCAAAAUUCUUUUCUAGUUUCAAAUAAUAUAUCUAAUAAUAGUUUAAAUAAUCAAAUAAAUAUUGUUAGUAUAGGGGAUAUUGAGGAAAUUAUUGAACAAAGAAUUGGAAGAAGAUAA